Molecule: messenger RNA, 498 nt
Organism: Glycine soja
Lineage: Eukaryota; Viridiplantae; Streptophyta; Magnoliopsida; Fabales; Fabaceae
Exons: 1
Coding region: 94-318 (74 amino acids)
Source: RefSeq, a predicted model, not a curated record
UUUGCUUUGAACAAGGUUUUAGUAAGAGCAACCCUUAACCACAACAAACAACAUCGUUUCAUAUAUAGUGAGUGAGAGAAUCUACCAUCAACCAUGUCUGAUAUUGCUAUGUUGGUAGCAGAAGAAUAUGAGAGGAGGACAAUGAAUUUUAAGAAGGCUGGCGCUGUACAAGAGAGGAACUUGAACGUGGUUUCUUGUGCUUCUUUGUUGGUUCUGAAGGAGAAGAUUGAGGUGCAGAAGAAGGAGCUUGUCAAGUGGGUUUUGGAACCCAAAACCCAAUUUGCAAUUGCUGCUUCUAACAGUUUCUUUUCUGCUUGAACAACUUCAGCUUGCUGGUUGCAAUAGUUGGCUGUUGUUGGCACCUUGUUGUUUUAUUAUUUUUUCCUUUUGUAAUCUAUGUUUCUCUGUGUUACUGUGCAUAGUUAUGUUUUGAAUUAAAGGCAAAUGUGUUCCCCGUUUAACAUCUCCGGUGCCCCUUUUUAUAGAUAUACUUUGACA